Messenger RNA from Cololabis saira (Pacific saury), 3815 nucleotides. It is a transcript of the gene sp3a, whose product is annotated as sp3a transcription factor. The transcript has 7 exons. NCBI's taxonomy places the organism in Eukaryota, Metazoa, Chordata, Actinopteri, Beloniformes, Belonidae. Gene Ontology annotation, molecular function: DNA-binding transcription factor activity, RNA polymerase II-specific; RNA polymerase II cis-regulatory region sequence-specific DNA binding. Gene Ontology annotation, biological process: regulation of transcription by RNA polymerase II. The record is from RefSeq and is a predicted model, not a curated record. The coding region runs from base 151 to 2208 and encodes 685 amino acids.
UUCGUGUUACCUACCGCCCGUCAAUCAAAAUAGAAAAGAAAUCUGAGAGUUCCCACUUAUUAUUGUGCGUAUAUACAGCAAAUGUAAUCCGCUGAUCAUGCCCCGUUGCUUGUGACUAUCAAGACCUCCCGGUUUAAGACAAGGCACGCAAUGACUGCCCCAGAACAGCCGCUGAAACCAGGUGAUAUGGCUGCCCUGGACGUGGACGGCAGUCAGGGCGAUUUCAUGCAGCAGGAUGAAGGCAAUCAGCUAUCACCCCUUGACCUGCUGGCAACGACCUGCACUAAGGUUGGGUCGCCAUCAUCACAGGUGGACAGAGGUGCUGCUGCUGAUGAGACAUCAGAUCCGUCUUCGCAGCUCACUGGAGCUGUCAAGUGGGACGCAUUAACUCCCACAACAACAUCAAAGGAUGAGUCUGGAAUAAUACACAUCCAAAGUCAAGGAAUACUGACAUCAAACGGACAAUAUGUUCUUCCUCUGCAAAACCUGCAGAGUCAGCCUAUCUUUGUGACGUCAGGAACGGAUAACUCUUCUGCCAAUUCAGUGCCUAGCAUUCAGUACCAAGUAAUUCCUCAGAUUCAGACCGCAGACGGACAGCUGAACUUCUCCACGUCUGGUGUGGAAGGACCAACUCUGACUCAGGAUGCCACAGGACAGAUUCAGAUCCUGCCUGAUGGCAGCCAGAGUCUCAAUUUGACAUCGACUGCGAACAUCCUUAACAACAACCAGAACCUCAUUUCACAGACUGGUAACGUCCAGCAGAUCCACGGGGUUUCAAUCGGCAGCUCCACUUUUAGCAACCAGGGCCAGGUUGUUACCAAUGUGCCUGUGGGCUUGCCUGGGAACAUUACCUUUGUUCCUAUUAACAGCGUUGACUUGGACUCCCUCGGACUGUCGGGUGCUCAGACUAUAGCAACGGGGGUCACUGCUGAUGGCCAGCUAAUUAUGGCCAGUCCGGCCACAGAUGGCUCAGAACAUUCACAGACACUACCAGUAAAUGACUCAAAUACAAAUACUGAGAUAUUUGUGCCAACAUCUUCCUCUCAGCUACAAGCUCCAGCAAACGAAGCUAGUGUUCUUACACAAGACACUUCACUGCCGUCAGCGGCUACAGAGCAACCCCAGGAAGGUUUCGUUCAGCAGAAUCAGGAGCAGAACGUCCAGGUGUCUUCGGCCCAGCCAAUCCUCCAGUUGCAGCAGGUGCCUGUCCAGACCACCAACGGUCAGGUGGUCCAGUCGGUGGCGGCAGGCGGGCAGAACCUGCAAAACGUGCAACUGAUCAAUCCAGGAACCUUCAUCAUCCAAGCUCAGACCGUAACGCCGUCGGGUCAGAUACAGUGGCAGACCUUUCAGGUGCAGGGAGUGCAGAACCUUCAGAAUCUGCAGCUGCCCACCACGCCACCCCAGCAGAUAACGCUGGCCCCGGUCCAGACGCUGUCGCUGGGAAGCCUCGGCCCAGGGCAGAUCCCCAACCUUCAGACGGUGACGGUCAACUCAGUGGCCCAACAGGAGGGAGGCUCAGGGACCCCUGGAGCUAUUCAGAUCAAGCAGGAGCCAGACUCUGGAGAUUGGCUAAGUGCAGACUCGACUCUGAACACCAGCGAUCUGUCCCACCUCCGUGGCCGGCCCGUGGAUGACGAGGAUCAGCUCGGCCAAGAGGGCAAGAGGCUGCGCAGAGUGGCGUGUACUUGCCCUAACUGCAAAGAGUCUGGUGGGAGGGGCUCCAACAUGGGGAAGAAGAAGCAACACAUCUGCCACAUCGCAGGCUGUGGGAAAGUCUAUGGAAAGACAUCACACCUACGAGCACACCUGCGCUGGCAUUCUGGGGAACGGCCGUUCGUCUGCAGCUGGAUGUUCUGUGGGAAGAGGUUCACACGCAGCGACGAGCUGCAGAGGCACAGGAGAACGCACACAGGAGAGAAGAAGUUUGUGUGCCCAGAAUGUUCCAAGCGCUUCAUGCGGAGCGACCACCUGGCGAAACACAUUAAAACUCAUCAGAACAAAAAAGGCGUGAACUCUGGCGGCACGGCGGUGGCCUCGAUGGAAUCCGCGGGUUCCUCCGACAGCAUCAUCACCACGGGAGGCGGGACGACCCUCAUCCUCACCAACAUCCAGCAGGGCUCCAACAACGCCCAGGACAUCCUGGCCAACGCCGAGAUCCCCCUGCAGCUCGUCACCACCAUGGCGGCGAGCGAAGUCUUGGACUGAUUUGCGCCCCGCUUCUGAACUUUCUGCUACACCUAUCAUACUGUAUACUGCUACCUGCGUUUUUAUUCACGUUUUGAAGGAAAAUUAUAAAUAUAUAUAUUUUUAACACAGAAAUAGACGGCCAAUGUCCAUUCUUGGUUUCCAGUGAGGAAAAAUAAGCAAGUGGAGACUAAAAUGUGGAAAAAGACAUUGCAGUAAAUACACAAGGAAAUGCCUUAUUUUGUACAAUGUUGUGUAGUUUCAAGUGUAGGAUUUCAGUCCAUUUUACUUCCACGUAUUUGUUAAAUAUGUGUUUUUCCUGAAAAACCGAUUGUGAUUACCUAAUUUUUCCAGACCUUUGGUUGAUGUUGUAUUUGGAUUAUCUCUUUGGUAAACCAAAUUUUCUUCCGUAUUCCUUUCAGCAGAAACUAAACCACACAGCAGUGCUAAUUUUAAUCAGCUGAAGCUAAGUUGAAAGUCAAUGCACAUUUCUUUUUUUCAUUAUCAAUUAUCUGGCAAUCAGUCUCCUCACAAGGUCCUUCUUACUUCAGCUCUUCUUUAUGAAUUUGUUUAAACGUACUAAACUUUCCACACGAUAAUGAAAAACAAUCAGAAUUUUGUGUUUAAUCCUCUUGAACGUAAACUGUUUAUGACUGACAUGAUUUGCUUUGUAAGUGUUUUGACUGAACAGGUAUUUAUAACGGGCUUUACAUAGACGAUGCAUUUGUGAUAUCGAAGGUCUAAAAUAUUUCAAAUGGCUCCAUUAUAUGUAAUUCUGAUGUGUUUUUGUACCCUUUUUUUGGAGGAUUUCAGAACAAAAACAAAACGUGUAAAUAUAACGAAAAAAAGCCAUUUUGUUUGGCUUCAAUUGCCAAAUUUGACUCGAACUCAGGGUGACUUUUGACUGCGUGCUAUAAGUAGAGUAAAUCAUCCCUGUAGCUUUUCGGGCCGUGGUUUGGUGGGUUCUCUUUGUUUGUUUGUUUGUUUCUUUCAUAGACAAAAAGCUGAUUAAUCUGUCAUUGCAUUAACCUGUGCACAUAAUUAUUUUGCUUGCAAGACGACCCUUGUUUCCAUAACCGAAACAGCUUUGCAGUUUGGUUUUUUUGUGCAAGUAACUUGCUCAAUCAAUGCUGUUUAAAAAAAAAAAAAGAGGAAAAAAAAGUACAAGUAUUGAAACUGGUACCCUUUUUAGCCGCGUCGCUCUCAGUUUUAAUCUUGUUGAUCCCUUUUGAAGUGAAAUAAUUUGGAAGCAGUUUGUUAAAACCAGUGUCAGUUAAUGUGCAAAAUUUCAGAAUAUGCAUUUUUUGCAUUAAUCAUGUUACAUUCCCCCUUUUUUUUUUUUCCAUGUUUAUGAUUUUAUCUCUUUAUCUCAAACCUUCCUGCCUCCACGUUGUUAUAUGGAAUGCACAUGCACAUUGAACAGUGAAUUUCAUGCUGAUGUAUUUGGAUCUUUUUAAUUUGUCGGAAUGGAUGAAAAAUAUGUCACCUCCCGCAGCCACAGCGAGACUCUGAACAUGGAUCAGCUUCUUAUUCUUUACUAAACCGUAAAGGUUUGUCUUUACUCCAUUCUUAUGUAAAAAUAUGUCAAUAUACAGUAUAACAAUAUAAAUCUUUCUGUUAAACCUGAA